Ricinus communis (castor bean) is the source of this 1009-nucleotide messenger RNA. RefSeq lists its product as uncharacterized. The coding region runs from base 66 to 446 and encodes 126 amino acids. NCBI's taxonomy places the organism in Eukaryota, Viridiplantae, Streptophyta, Magnoliopsida, Malpighiales, Euphorbiaceae. Gene Ontology annotation, cellular component: mitochondrion. The record is from RefSeq and is a predicted model, not a curated record. The transcript is spliced from 4 exons.
CAACCCUUUGUUUCAUCGUGGAAAGAGAGAGUUGGAGACAGGAGAGAGGUUUUGGUUCUGUAAAGAUGGCGGCUAUUGGUGCAAGAAGAACCCUGCAAUUAUCUUCAGCUUCUGCAAAAACCCUUUUAACAAAUUCGACAAAAAAGGCUCCAACUUCUUCUUUUGCUUCUAAAGCUGCUACCUCUGCUGGACUCUCCUCUAGGCCCUCCUCCUCUACUCGAUUCAAGCUCAAUUCCUCUAGGCUUCCUCUGGAGUUGGGUGCUGCACUGUCCUUGAUGCCAAUGCAUAGUGUUACUGCUUCUGCCUUGUUUACCUCAUUACUAUCCUUGCACAAUCAGUCUUGGGGAUGUCUAUCUGAAGGUUUAAAUGGACCUGAUGACUUUGUGGUAGUAUUCACCCUGAAGCCUCUAGUUAUAAUCUGUCUUCAGAAGAGCCAUUUGAAUUGAAGCACAGAAAUGCUUUUUGGUGGUGAAAGCAUGGAGGGAGCCUUGUAAUGAAGGAAACCAGAUCAAGAAAACCUCAACUGCAACAUUGAUUCUGAAGCUGACAACAUGAUAAUCGGGUAUAUGCGAUAUGGUUGCAUCAUCAGGGGGAUGAUUGUGAAAGGAUCAAGAAAUGAAACGAUUUCUGCUUCUCUCGAUCCUUUCCUGGCUGAAGCUUUUAUUUCUCGAGAAGCUCUAAGCUGGAAUUGAGGAAUGCUUGUAUUGAGUCCGAUGCUCUUCUUCUUCUUCUGGUUAAGGUUAAUGCCCUUCCUGGGAACUUUAUUGACUCUUCUUAUUUUGGAAUGCUUGUUCAGAUUGGAUAAUCCUUGACAAGGACUUAGCUAGUUAUCUGUAAUUUCAGCGAACUGAGUUGCACAUGCCCUUGCAAGGAAGCCUGAUUCUGAGAGUUAAGAAUCUGUUCCCCCUUUUUUCUUUUGGAUGUUUUAGCUAUUGGUUUGUCAUAAUGAAGAAAAAAAAAUUUGUCACUCCUAAAUUAACUUUUGUUUUCACCUUUAAAUUCUUUGCUU